CAUUGUUUCAAAGGAAAGACAGUCUACGCUCCUCAAAUCAUCUUUCUGCAUUGUGGUGGCAGUAGCAAUAUGCCUGUAGGCGUCUGGUAUCACUUGAGUUAUGGGACGAUAGCGAUGUACAAAAGGGAUUGGGAAUCCUUCGGAGGGUUUUCAAAAAAAUUCCUCAACAAAGUCACGUGGGGUGGUGAGGACUGGGAUAUAAUGGACGGUGCAGUUAAGGGAGGACUGGAAAUAGAACGCAAACGUGCGCCAUGGAUUUUUCACUACAAACACACCAAAGCGGGAAUGUGGCAAAGAAAUUAG
Porites evermanni is the source of this 303-nucleotide messenger RNA. NCBI's taxonomy places the organism in Eukaryota, Metazoa, Cnidaria, Anthozoa, Scleractinia, Poritidae. The record is from the annotation of a GenBank genome assembly.